Saccostrea echinata is the source of this 730-nucleotide messenger RNA. Its product is annotated as phosphomevalonate kinase-like. Gene Ontology annotation, cellular component: cytoplasm. The transcript is spliced from 4 exons. Gene Ontology annotation, biological process: isopentenyl diphosphate biosynthetic process, mevalonate pathway; cholesterol biosynthetic process. Gene Ontology annotation, molecular function: phosphomevalonate kinase activity. The coding region runs from base 9 to 599 and encodes 196 amino acids. The record is from RefSeq and is a predicted model, not a curated record. NCBI's taxonomy places the organism in Eukaryota, Metazoa, Mollusca, Bivalvia, Ostreida, Ostreidae.
GUAGAAGCAUGGUGAUUUCUCCAAGAGCAAUCGUCGUGUUUAGUGGAAAAAGAAAAUCUGGGAAAGAUUUUAUUGCAGAUUUGCUACAAGAAAAAUUUUCUACAGAACUCUGUACAGUCUUACGACUCUCUGGUCCAAUUAAAUCACAGUAUGCUAAGGAGAAUGGGCUUGACCAUCAGAGACUUUUGGAUUCUUCAGAAUACAAGGAGACUUACAGGGAAGACAUGAUUCAAUGGGGAGAAGAGAAAAGAAAUGAGAACUCUGAGUAUUUCUGUGUUCUUGCAACUUCAGGCACAGAUUCUGAUAAAGAGAUCUGGGUAAUUAGUGAUGCUAGAAGGAAAACAGAUAUUGAAUAUUUCCUAAAAUAUUAUCCACAGAAAACUAUAACUGUCCGUAUUGAGGCAACUAUAGCAGUAAGAAAGGCAAGAGGAUUUGUUUUCAAAAAAGGUGUAGAUGAUGCAGAAUCGGAAUGUGGACUGGACUCUUAUUCAGCUUGGGAUCACAUCAUAAACAACAAUGGAGACAGUGUCCAGUUAGAGCAAGAGUUAAAUCCCUUGAUCAACGAUAUCAAAAAGUUACAACAGCUUCAACUUUCUUGAUGACUACAGACACAUAUAUUCACAUUCACAUGUACUAAAAAUGCUUAUGACAAUUUCAGAAUAGCUCAGCAAAGCUUAUAAGUGAUGUACAUUGGGAAGAUAUACAUUUUCUUAUGUUAACUACAUACAAG